UCGGCGCGUCAGUUCAUCGUGUGCAAGAUCAAAAGCAACAUCGAAAAGGUUCGUAUCAAACGGUUUGUGUAGACGCGGCAAAGCGGGCAGAGGAAAAAUUGUUGUUGACCAGUGAAAGAAGGCUCAAUUAAAAAAGUACAGACGAGGCUCUUAUGCGCAAAACAAUGAAAGGUAAAAGGAAAACUUUUGAAAAGGAAAGCGAAAAAGAAAGCGACGGUGAACAGCCCAGCGACGAAAAUGGCGUCGCGUCCAUUUCCAAUUCAGAUAAUGGUUCUGAUGACUCGGCUAGUGAGAAUAAAAACACAAAAUCACGCAAGAAGAAGCGUUCAUCCCGAUCCCGCGGAAAGCAAGAAGAUCAGCUCGAUGAGACGCCCGAAAACGAAGAUCAGGAGAAGCCGGCCGGAAGUGAAAAUGGGCAGAAAAAUUCGAAACGCCGCAAGAAGGACGAAAAAAAACCUGCUGCCGCUUCUGAAGAAAAUGAGGAGGAUGAAUACGAGGUUGAAAAAGUAGUGGGAACGCGCACCAUAAAAGGUCGCCGUCAGUUUUUAGUGAGAUGGAAAGGAUAUGCAGAAGAUGCUGACACGUGGGAGCAAGAAAAGGAUCUGAACUGCCCGCAGCUGAUCGAAGAAUUCUUGGCCGAACAGGCAGAAGAAGAAUCCGCCGAAAAGUCUCCAGUCGAAAAGACCGAAAAGACAGAAAAAGUUGAAAAGUCCGAAAAAAACGAAAAGAGCGAAAAAACCCCAGCCGAAAAGACUCCAAAAUCAACAAAAAGCAAACCCUCGAAGAAGACUCCCAAGAAAGCAAAGAAAGACGAAGAAGCAAAAAAGGAAGAGGUAGAGGAAAAUGACGAGAAUGAAGAUGGUGAUGAGGAUGAGGAGAAAGAAUUCGAGGUUGAAAGGAUCAUUGAAGUCCAUUUUAAUAAAGAUAAGACACGAGAAUUCCUUAUUCGAUGGAAAGGAUUUUCUCAAAAGGAUGACACUUGGGAGCCAGAAAAGAACUUGAAUUGUCCAGAUUUAAUUUCAAAAUUCAUGGAGAAAGUGGACUCGGCAAAGAAAACUGACCGAAGAGAACUGAGGGCAAAUCCGUCUCUGACAAAACCUUACACUCUUGCCGCCCCUGGGAAAAGACAUUCUCGACGUAAUGUUGAUAAGCAGAGGUAUGCUUAAACCUAAAAGAAAAAAAAUGGGUCUCAUACCAAGGAUGUGACGAAUGAAAAACAGGUGACAGAAGGAAACAUCUACUACAGAUUUAACCAGGAAUCACUAUUGAUUACAAUUAAUGCAUUGUACGCGAAAUGCAACUGACCUUCCAUUUUUUUGUAAAAUGUCUCGAUUUUUUAUAUUUUAAAAAAUUCUGAUUGCACGUCUUAAAUUCAGAAACUCGCAUAGGCUUUUUCAUCAAGGAAUCAUUACAAUAACCUUAAUAGAAAGAUUUGCAGACAAUGCACUCCUUGGAUAAGAAUGCCUAUAGGAGUUAUUUUUUUUAUCUACAUUUAAGCCAACAUGCAGUCUUGUAGUCAGUGAAACUAACUGCAAAAAUUUACACAGUGCAAGUAAUCUACAUAAUUAUAACGACAUUUGUUCUAAGUAUUAAGUAUUUCGACAAAUAAGUGUAUGAUUUGAAGAAUUUACUGUAAUAGGAAUUGCUGAUUUCCUUAGAUAAUAAAUAAGAGAUAAGCAAUUUUGAAAUUGGUAUUAAAGUGUAAAAAGGAACAAUA
Molecule: messenger RNA, 1717 nt
Organism: Belonocnema kinseyi
Lineage: Eukaryota; Metazoa; Arthropoda; Insecta; Hymenoptera; Cynipidae
Product: heterochromatin protein 1-like
Exons: 4
Coding region: 153-1166 (337 amino acids)
Biological process (GO): negative regulation of transcription by RNA polymerase II; chromatin organization
Cellular component (GO): pericentric heterochromatin
Molecular function (GO): chromatin binding
Source: RefSeq, a predicted model, not a curated record